Molecule: messenger RNA, 2387 nt
Organism: Danio rerio (zebrafish)
Lineage: Eukaryota; Metazoa; Chordata; Actinopteri; Cypriniformes; Danionidae
Source: RefSeq, a predicted model, not a curated record
UUUAGACAAGCAAAAACAUAUUCUGAAAAUAUGUUCUGAACUAAUAAAUCAAUAUCAAGGGAGUUUUUCCUUAAAACAAGCACAAUAAUCUUGUUUAUGUGCAGGUAUUGUUGGUGUGCUGCUUGCUUUUAGUUCUUGCCUUGUCAGUUUGGAUAUUAAACAGUGUUGCCAGAUAUAGUUGAAAGUUUCACACCCAAAAACUGUCCAAAACCCGCCAACAUAGUUGAUUAAUAAUUUACAUUUACUUCAGUCAGAAUUUGACUUUCGACAACUGACUGCUACAGUACAUACAAUACAAGCAGUGACCAUGUUAGCGACCGACACCAAACAGAAGCAAAAGCAACCACAACAGCAAAAUGACGACACAACCUGAUCACAUCAAAACCACCCAAUCUGGCAACAUUUAUAAUGUUUCACCACUGACUUCCUUCCUUUUAUACCGCCUUUCCUGCUUUCAAUUCUUUACUAGUGACUCUUUCUGACAGUUUAACUCGUGUGUAACAUGAGAUCUUUCUUCUGCAGAAGCACAUGAUUUAAUGAAGAUAAUCAGGUGUUUCCACAUUUACAGCAGUUCAUUCGAGUUUGGCUUCAGAUGGCGGAGUCAGUACGGCUAAUAAUAGUCUUGUUUGAAUAAUAUUGAUAUUCAGGUUUUUCCUGGGUUGAGUUCAGCCGUGUAUCUGGACAACAGGGAUUUUAUUGUGUUCAGUAAGUCCAGCCCAUCAUAAACCAGUCCACAAACAGGUUACAGUACAAACACACCUGACAGACCGAGGAAACAUGAGCAACGAAGGAGGAAAUAGUCGCCGGCGGUCAAACAGGAUCUCAGCUAAGAGAACUGACAAUAAUGAGGGUAAUGAAGGUGCUUGUUCACAGAAUGAUCUGCGUCUGGUUCUGCUGGGAAAAACCGGCGCAGGGAAAAGCGCAACCGGGAACACAAUCCUGGGAGAGAAACGCUUCAAUGAUGAUCUGAGCAUGAGUUCAGUCACUAAAGAGUGUCAGAGAGAAAACACAAGCACUGAAGGACGAAACCUGCUGCUGGUGGACACACCUGAUUUUACAGAAACAGAUAAAACAAUUGAGAAAAUACAACAGUGCCUAUCUCUGAGUUCUCCUGGUCCUCAUGCGUUUCUUCUGGUUAUACCGAUAGAGAGAUACACCGAUGAACAAGAACGCAUUGCAGAAAUGAUUCUGGAGAUGUUUCAUGAAGACAUCAGCCGAUACACCAUCCUCAUAUUCACACACGCUGACAGACUUAAUGGAGGAUCCAUUCAAAAGUUCAUAAUGAAUCAAGAGCAGAAGAUACAGGAGCUCGUGGAGAAAUUCGGAAGCCGUUUCGUGGCCUUCAACAACAAAAACACUGAAAACCGAGAACAAGUGACACGACUCCUUCAGAAAGUGGAUGAACUGAUGAUCCAGAAUGAAAACCGUCACUUCAGCAGUUCAAUUUCAGAUGUUGUACAGGAAACCAAGAGGAUAAUGAAGGAGAAAAGAGAAGCCGAUGUUGCUGAAAGGAAGAAGAAAGUCAAAAAAGAGGUGAGAAAAAUGGCUGAAGCUCGCUGGUCUGCGUUUACAACAUCCUUGAAGGAGGAGAAACAAGAAAUUGAGAAAAAAAGGACAAUCAUUAAUGGGCGGUUUGCAGAGAUUGAGAUGGAUAUAAAGAAGGAAGAGCGGAAUGCUAAACCGAUACCGGCGAGGCUCAAGCGAUUCCGAUCGUCUCUCAAAGCUGAGUUGGAGAAUAUUAGAAAACUGAAUGAUCGGGAUAGAAAGGAAGAGGAAGAGAGAUUGGAAAGAUAUGAGAAGGAAAAGAAGAAUAAGGCCAUUUGGAUUAAUGAGGAGGAACAGAGGAGGCUGGGUAAAGCAGGCCAGGACAAACAACUUCAUUCAGAACACUAUAACACAAUCCUUUGGAUCCUGGUUGGCUUCUUUGUUGGAUUAGCAGUAGGAUUUGCAUCUUCAGCACUCUUUUCUCAGCAAUAUAGGUUGGAUUCUCAGGAAAGUUCUUGGCAGUGGUGGUAGGAACUGUGUGUAUUAAGGCUCUGGUAUACUUCAAACCUAGGUCUUUUUCAUUUUUUGAUUGAAGCCAAAAAUAAGGAUGCUUUCACACCUCAAUGUUUGCUAGGGAACUUGACACGUUUGCCCAUCAGCUCAGUUAGUUUGGGCUUACAGUAUGUAAACACUGCAAUCAUGCUCUGAUCCGCGCCAAAACAAUAGGUCUGAGAUUGCCUGAAAGAGGUCUGGGCUUGGUUGAAACAAAUUCUGGAGCGGUUUGUUUGUUGAGAGAAAGCAUUAUGAUCCAACGAACUAUUGAACUAGUGUAUUAUGGAUAUGUAAUAGGCAUACAGUGCAUCCGGUAUUGAUAGCGCUUCACUUUAUUCAUAUGAUUUUAU